This is a messenger RNA of Poeciliopsis prolifica (blackstripe livebearer), 995 nucleotides long. It is a transcript of the gene frg1, whose product is annotated as FSHD region gene 1. Bases 94 to 861 code for a protein of 255 amino acids. The transcript is spliced from 9 exons. Gene Ontology annotation, cellular component: nucleolus; catalytic step 2 spliceosome; striated muscle dense body. The record is from RefSeq and is a predicted model, not a curated record. Gene Ontology annotation, molecular function: actin filament binding. Lineage: Eukaryota; Metazoa; Chordata; Actinopteri; Cyprinodontiformes; Poeciliidae.
UUGUUAGCUGGACCUUCCCGGCUGCCGUACUAUAACACGACUUGUUUAUCAGAGUAAUAAGACGUUCAUGCUAAGUGUGUUUGAGUGAGAAACAUGUCUGAAUAUUCACACGUGAAAUCAACUAAGCUUGUUCUGAAGGGUCAGAAUAAAGGAAAAAAGAAGAAGCACAAGGAUAAAAAGAGAAAAUCUGCAAAUGACGAAGAUAAACAAGAUAUUGUUGGUGGUUGGUGGUGUGUCAGUAGUUUCGGAGACAUUGCCGGAACAGUUGCCAUAGAGAUGCAGAACAACUCAUACAUUCAUGCCUUGGAUACUGGGCUCUUCACAAUCGGCGCGCCACAUGGAGAUGACGAGGGCCCGGACCCACCAGAGCAGCUCACCGCCAUUAAACUAUCAGACUCACGGAUUGCAUUUAAAUCUGGAUAUGGAAAGUACCUGGGCAUCAACUCUGACGGUCUGGUGAUGGGGCGCUCCGACGCCAUUGGGUCAAGAGAACAGUGGGAGCCCGUCUUCCAGGACGGUAAAAUGGCUCUGCUGGCUGCAAAUAGCUGUUUCAUCUCCUACAGUGAUGAUGGAGACAUCGUGGCCAACAGCAAGACAGCGGGGGACGCUGAGAUGCUGAAGAUCCGGACCAACACAGAACGGGAAGUCAAGCACAAAGAUGAGCUUGCAGAUGAGGACAGAGGGAAUGUGAAAUCCUGUGAGGUCAAUUAUGUGAAGAAAUUUCAGAGUUUCCAGGACAGACGGCUGAGGGUUAACGAAGACGACGCAUCGAACCUAAAGAAGGCCAGGGUGGACGGGAAGUUUCACGAAGCUUUGCUGGACAGGAGAAGCAAAAUGAAAGCAGACAGAUACUGCAAAUGAAGAGAGGGAGGAUUUCUACCGUUCUCUCUUUCAAGUCCUGCCUGUUUUCCAGGUGUGAUCAUGUGAUGUGGCUCUUUUCUUUUGUUGUUUUGUUUUUAUAUUUUAAAAAUAAAACUUUUACUGGUUUAAAAUGA